Mercurialis annua (annual mercury) is the source of this 3193-nucleotide messenger RNA. Its product is annotated as aconitate hydratase, cytoplasmic-like. Gene Ontology annotation, molecular function: 4 iron, 4 sulfur cluster binding; aconitate hydratase activity. The transcript has 20 exons. Lineage: Eukaryota; Viridiplantae; Streptophyta; Magnoliopsida; Malpighiales; Euphorbiaceae. Gene Ontology annotation, cellular component: cytosol; mitochondrion. Gene Ontology annotation, biological process: tricarboxylic acid cycle; citrate metabolic process. Bases 32 to 3043 code for a protein of 1003 amino acids. The record is from RefSeq and is a predicted model, not a curated record.
UAAUCCAAAACUAACUUUAGUUUUAACAAAAAUGAACAUAUCAACUUCUGCUUCACUACUGCUUCGCUCUCGCUUCGUUUCUUUUUCUGCCGCAGCUAGAGUUUCAUCUUCCUUUUGUAGAGUUUCUUCUGCGACGUCGUUUCCUUCUUCUUCUUCUUCAUUUCCGCUCCUCUGCAAUUACAGCUGUCAUCGCUCUUUUAGCUCAUCUUCAGCUUUACGGUCUUUGCGUUGCUCUGCUCCACGCUGGAGCCAUGGAGGACUUGAUCGGCGCUCUCCGACGAGCCUUCACUCUCACGAUCGACGCGCCGCUUCUGUCAUGGAGCUGCUCCGUCGCAAACUUUCUACUGUCGCUUCUGAACAUCCUUUCAAGGGGAUAUUGACCAACUUGCCUAGACCUGGCGGUGGAGAUUUUGGAAAAUUUUAUAGCUUGCUUGCUUUGGAUGACCCAAGAAUAGAUAGAUUGCCAUUUUCUAUAAAGAUACUUUUGGAGUCUGCAAUACGUAAUUGCGAUAACUUCCAAGUUACAAAGGAAGACGUUGAAAAAAUCAUUGACUGGGAAAGUACAUCACUUAAGCGAGUUGAGAUCCCUUUCAAGCCUGCUCGUGUUCUGUUACAGGAUUUCACUGGUGUGCCGGCAGUGGUGGACCUAGCUUGUAUGCGCGAUGCUAUGAAAAACCUGGGAAGUGAUCCCAAAAGAAUUAAUCCGUUGGUUCCAGUAGACCUUGUUAUUGAUCAUUCAGUUCAGGUAGAUGUUGCAAGAUCUGAAAAUGCGCUUCAAGCAAAUAUGGAAUUUGAGUUUCAGAGGAACAAAGAGAGAUUUGCUUUUCUCAGAUGGGGUGCUUCUGCUUUCCAGAACGUGCUUGUUGUUCCUCCUGGAUCAGGAAUUGUUCACCAGGUUAAUUUGGAGUAUUUGGGACGAGUUGUCUUUAAUACUGAUGGCCUUCUCUACCCUGAUAGCCUGGUUGGUACUGACUCACACACUACUAUGAUUGAUGGGUUAGGAGUUGCUGGUUGGGGUGUAGGAGGAAUUGAGGCAGAAGCAACAAUGCUUGGCCAGCCUAUGAGCAUGGUGUUGCCAGGUGUUGUGGGGUUCAAAUUAUCUGGGAAGUUGCGUGACGGUGUCACAGCAACUGACUUGGUUUUGACUGUAACCCAAAUGCUGAGAAAGCAUGGAGUUGUUGGCAAAUUUGUUGAGUUUUACGGUGAUGGUAUGGGUGAACUAUCAUUGGCUGAUAGAGCCACUAUUGCAAAUAUGUCUCCCGAGUAUGGAGCCACCAUGGGUUUCUUUCCCGUUGAUCAUGCUACCUUGCAUUAUCUUAAAUUAACUGGACGAAGUGAUGAGACUGUGGCAAUUAUCGAAGCAUACUUGCGCGCAAACAAAAUGUUUGUCGACUAUAAUGAGCCUCAACAAGAGAGAGUUUAUACAUCAUACUUGCAAUUGGACCUAGCAGAUGUUGAACCUUGUGUUUCAGGACCAAAGAGGCCUCAUGAUCGGGUUCCCUUGAAAGAAAUGAAGGCUGACUGGUAUGCGUGUCUUGAUAACCGAGUUGGGUUUAAGGGCUUUGGUGUGCCAAAGGAAGAACAGGAUAAGGUGGCAAAGUUCUCUUUCCAUGGACAACUUGCGGAACUUAGACAUGGCAGUGUUGUUAUUGCAGCCAUAACAAGUUGCACAAACACAUCAAACCCUAGUGUUAUGCUCGGAGCAGGUCUUGUUGCAAAAAAAGCUUGCGAACAUGGUUUGCAGGUUAAGCCAUAUAUUAAAACAAGUCUUGCUCCAGGUUCUGGAGUUGUAACGAAAUAUUUGCACCAGAGUGGCCUGCAACAGUACUUGAAUCAGCUGGGCUUUCACCUAGUUGGCUAUGGCUGCACAACUUGUAUUGGGAAUUCUGGAGAACUAGAUCAAUCUGUUGCUUCUGCAAUUUCAAAUAACGACAUUAUUGCUGCAGCUGUCCUUUCUGGAAAUCGCAACUUCGAAGGGCGUGUUCACCCACUGACAAGAGCUAAUUACCUUGCUUCGCCUCCCUUAGUUGUCGCCUAUGCAUUGGCUGGCACGGUUGACAUUGACUUUGAGAAGGAGCCAAUUGGAACAGGGAAGGAUGGAAAGAGUGUAUACUUAAAGGAUAUUUGGCCCUCCAAUGAUGAAAUAGCAGAGGUCGUACAAUCCAGUGUUUUGCCGAGCAUGUUCAAAAGCACUUAUGAGGCUAUCACGAAAGGAAACCCCAUGUGGAAUCAGCUCUCAAUCCCUGCUUCCACACUCUACUCCUGGGAUCCAAAAUCAACUUACAUCCAUGAGCCACCUUAUUUCAAGAACAUGACCAUGGAACCGCCAGGUCUUCAUGGAGUGAAGGAAGCUUAUUGCUUGCUAAAAUUUGGAGACAGCAUAACUACAGAUCAUAUUUCCCCCGCAGGCAGCAUUCACAAAGAUAGCCCUGCCGCGAAGUAUCUCCUUGAGCGUGGGGUUCAACCCAAUGAAUUCAACUCUUAUGGUAGCCGUCGUGGCAAUGAUGAAAUAAUGGCAAGAGGCACAUUUGCCAAUAUUCGCAUUGUCAACAAGCUCUUAAAUGGAGAAAUAGGCCCAAAGACCAUCCACAUUCCUACAGGAGAAAAGCUUCAUGUGUUCGAUGCAGCAAUGAGAUACAAGGAAGCUGGGCAGGACACCAUUGUCCUAGCAGGAGCAGAGUAUGGCAGUGGCAGUUCUCGAGAUUGGGCGGCCAAGGGUCCGAUGCUGCUAGGAGUGAAAGCAGUGAUAGCCAAGAGCUUUGAGAGAAUUCAUCGUAGUAAUCUAGUCGGAAUGGGGAUCAUUCCGUUAUGUUUCAAGCCCGGUGAAGAUGCAGACACAUUGGAAUUGACCGGUCACGAAUGUUAUACUAUUGACCUUCCAGAAAAGAUGAGUGCUUUAACUCCAAGACAAGAUGUAACUGUCACAACAGACGCUGGCAAAUCUUUCACUUGCAUAGUCCGCUUUGACACGCAGGUUGAGUUGGCAUAUUUCAAUAACGGUGGCAUACUCCCUUAUGUCAUCAGGAACCUGACUAAAGAAUAAUCGUCCAGCCAGUAUAUAGUUGCGAGUUGCUUCCCAGUCUAUUGUAUAUUCUACAUCUGUUUCUUCGUCUGUAAAAAUAAAUUGAAAUCAAAUCUCAAGCUUGUUUUCUUGAAUUAAAAGUUUAAAUAUAGAUGUUUGUGUAUUUUUUAA